AAAUUCUUGUAUCUAACAGCUCAAAAAAAACAAACACAGCAAAGCAGUCCACUCGCAUGGAAUAUUACUUAAAACAAGAACAUUUUUUUAAAUGAAAACUUUUAAAAAUAUCAACUAAAGCGAACCUACAUAGUUAGAAAUAUCGUUUGCUAAGCUGCAUUACUUACAACUUUUUCUACGCGAUUUUUAGCAGUUGGUAAUUUUGACCUCCUUAAUAAAAACAUUUUUGAGGAAACAAUUAUGGAGCGAUGAAGAUUAAGCAAAAAAUUCUCGGAAGUUCGUUUUUUGCACACGAAAAAUCAGAGAACAAUUCCUCUCGGUCUACUAAACCGGAUCCCAGAUUCUACUACAACUACAAGCCAAGUGUUAGCCCUCGCAAAUCAUUCGCACCUCAUUUGGUUAACUUCGGAAGCAACCAACCACCGAGUCCACCUGUAGAAUAUCCCUUGGAUCCACCAGCUAUAGAGAAAAAUCGAAAACAUGACUCAUUAAGCGAAGCAGUGCGAAGCCUUCCGACGUUUAGUCAAAACGAUUUGAACAAGAGUCUUAACUCCCUAAGUUAUCCAACUCCAACUUUGCAAGAUCAGAAACCAUUAAGUAAAUAUGAGCGCAACGCAAUCGUUUUCAAAAACGCCAACCUGAAAACCAGCGACAAAACCCGAAACAGUUUGUCCCAUACAUUUCAACCUGAUGGGCGAACCGGAACUUCAUCUACUCGUUCCAGCAAUACCUCCUACACCAAAAUACCUUCGCCAUCGUUACAUCACUAUAACCACAAUCCAGUAAACCACACAGGAACUAGAUCGUCUGACUCUCAGAACCAAGAAGACUAUCCUCCAAAUAUUAGUGUGCUACUAAGUGAGACUAAAAACAUCAAUUCGAUUGCACAACAGAAGAUGCUACUUAAACAUUAUACUCUUACCACACUGCAUGGUAAGAGCAGCUCCACGCAGACGGCGACUGAUAAUGAAUCCAAUUCUGUACUCGAUGGACCAAUUUACUCAGUUGCUGGCGCUAGUUCUGGGUUCCAAUAUUCCAGGGAUAAAAUUGAUGUUCCAGAAACAAUCCCCGAAAGACCAGAAAACAAAGAUGCGGGCCAAAAUUACAGCAGAGGUAAUAAUACUGAUCAGGUUGGAACCGAUAGUGAAAAGACGGAAAGUGGUUCGAAGACUCGUUCCAAACAGGACACCGCCGUGCAAAAUGGAGAAGUUGAUACAGACAGCGCGAAGAAACACGUGAACAACAUUUCCAUUCAGACUGACCAAGACUAUGAACAAACAAACACAAACAAUGAGCGACAAAACUACAUGACAGAAGAAGACACAGACUAUGGUGCUGAUAACGUAACGACAAUAGAGGUAUCUCGAUUGGAGGGACCGACUUAUCUGGUGGACGAGAAAGAUCAUCAGCCCCCUUCGGACAGAGCACCCAAGAAGAUCAAACUCAUCAAACGCAUGUCUACUUUCAGCAGCGAAGAUCUGACAGAUCUGCACGUGUACAUCGUGCCACCGGAGUACUGGGACGACACUCACAAUUGCGCCUUCAACACAGUCAUGAACUUCACUACUUCAGUCGGCUUUAUCAGGGUCUACCCCGAAACGAGACUGCUGGAUCUUCGUGCAGUUUUGAUAGACCAAGUGACCCAGUCGGGAGGCAUCCUACCCCAGCAGUUCGUGUUCCUUAAGAGUGUUGGCCGUGCACUCACCCUAGUCAAAGACCAACAGGAGGGCCAGCUCAAAGUCAAAAACUUCCUUCCCCCUUUUGCCUACGCUCCUGAGCUUUUCUUGAUGACGCGUGAGAGACUCAUGGCUCCAGGUAGAAGAAACAAAAACCCGCGCAACAUUCCUCCCUUAGCUCAGAUUCCGCAACACAAGUACGUUCCCAUGCACCACUCCCAACAGGCGGCAGCAGCCAUGCAUCACAAUCAGGUGGGAUACAUGCCUCAAGGACAACCACACUAUCCCCCUCCUAGUCACCAGUCUCAGUAUCGUGGUGGGGGAGGGGCAACGGGCAGGGGAUAUCAGAUGGACCAGUUUUAUGGGGUGCCUCAACAGUCCAUGAAUCCAAUGAUGGGCGGUGAUUACAACAGCCACUACCACCAAGGGCCCGAUCAAAGUAACCUUAGAGGUCGACACUUUGCAGGAACACCCUCAAUGGGUAACCAAUACGGUCGACAACCAACAAUGGGCUACCCGACAAACAGAACCGGAUACAGAAUGCAAAGUCAAAAUGUGCAAGACAAUCGUGUGUUCCCUCCUCAAAGCGAGUUUUUCCCGGGCUAUGGUGGAUAUCAGCCAGCAAAAAGAGUUGGAUACCCUAUGGACUAUGGACCGCCUAUGAGUGCUAGUCCUCCCGAAACAGCUAUGGGUCCGCAAGGUGCACUUUAUGUAGACCCGGUUCCUUUGUCAAUGCCACCAGGACAAGAGAACCAUAAUGGUCAUAUAGUACAUGGUAUGGACACAGCAGGGGGCAUGGAAGAUGGCUCUGAGUUUCAGAAUGAAGAGGAAGACCGUCCAACUACAGCUAGUUCACAAUCAUCAGCUGGGAAGAAAGCAAAAUCCACUUCUCGUUCGCAACACAAAAAGAACGAGGAACAAAUCGCACAAAUGAAAGAGCUAAGGAAACAGGAGGCGUCUUUGGAGGAGCGUGAGAAGCAGUUGGCCAAGCAGGAAAGGGAGCUAGAGAGAAAGAAAGAAGAGAAGGAGAGGAAGUUAGAGGAGAAGAGACGCAAAGUGGAGAUGGAGCAGGAACAAGCACUUAGAGAUCUGGAGAAACGACUGGCCGAACAACAACGGAAGUUAGAGGACAGCAAAUAUCAAAUGGAAAGAGAGUUGCAGGAGCAGAAAGAUCGACAGGAGAAAGCGAUGAACGACAUGACAAGGAACAUUGAAAGAAUGAAACACGAAGCUGAAAUGGAGCAGCAGCAGGAGGUGUUCAAACAGCAGAAGGAGAUGGAUGACUUGCUGAGGGAGAAAGAGAAAGCAUUCAAUGCCAAAAGACAGCAGAUGGAGAAGGAAAUAAGGGAGCAAGAAGCGCAGCUACGGCAGAAAUUGAGUGAAGAGGAAAGGAAGCUGGCUGACAAGGAGCGAGACAUAGAGAGAGCCAAGAUGGAGUUGGAAAAACAACAACUGGAAAAAGAGAAGGACUCCAUGCAGAAGCAAAACUUCAUCCAAAAAGCAAAAAUGGAGAUGAAGAGAGAAAAAGCGCGACUUGCCAAGGAGGAAAAAGAGCAACUUAAGACGGAGAGAGAAAAUGCCAUCAGUCGACAAGGACAAAUGAACGCAGAAGGUGACACCUCUAGACCGGGAAGUAGUCCCCCAAAAAUGAAGUUUCCGAGGGCUAAGACGCCCGAUCUAUUAGAAGAAUUCCAGAAGAAACUCCAGGAACUGGCAAGGAUAAAAGAGGAGCGUAAAGAGAUAGAGUUGGUACAGGAGGACCUCGUCAGGAAAGCACUCAGUGUCCAGGUCAAGGCCACUCAGAAGAGGGCUCAAGCACGUGACAACUGGAAGAAGCAGUACUUUGAAGAGAAGCGCAAGACAGCACCCCUGGAGGAACACGCUACUAAGUUGAGACGGGAGGUUGACAACCUGAACAGACGUGUGAUCACGCGGUUGGAAAAGGAAGCAGAUGCACAGCAGGACCACAAUCAACAGCUAUCAUCGCAGCACAAGAUAGUGUUCAUGAAGUUACAGUUUGAGUUGGAGGAUACUAAACAGAGGAUAGAAGAGAUGCAACUCAAGCUACUCGGAGAAGUCAAGAGGCGACUUCAAUGUUCACGAGAGACUCGUUGUCUCCACAGAGAGUUAAAACAGACUAGAGUAACUGCUAACUUAAUGCCACCUAACUCUCUGUCGACGCCUAAUGACAAUGAGGCUAAUACCAAUUAGAGCUUAUUUCACAGGAUGAGACGCUGGACUGAAUGGGAAAGCAGCAUAAUCCGAAACCAACUGCAGCUACAGAAAAACGGAGCGAAAUAAUUUUAAAGCAGAGUCUUCUGUUACCAGAAAAACACUAUGCUGAAGCUUUAAGUUUAGCCUUCUUAGCCUACAUUGUUUUGAAAAUUUACUUUUCCAAAUUACAAA
This is a messenger RNA of Symsagittifera roscoffensis, 4082 nucleotides long. Its product is annotated as trichohyalin-like. Bases 249 to 3887 code for a protein of 1212 amino acids. NCBI's taxonomy places the organism in Eukaryota, Metazoa, Xenacoelomorpha, Acoela, Convolutidae. The transcript has 19 exons. The record is from RefSeq and is a predicted model, not a curated record.